Staurois parvus is the source of this 325-nucleotide messenger RNA. Lineage: Eukaryota; Metazoa; Chordata; Amphibia; Anura; Ranidae. The record is from the annotation of a GenBank genome assembly.
GAUGACCAGAGACUGCGGACACAGUACAGGGAUGACCAGAGACUGCGGACACAGUACAGGGAUGACCAGAGACUGCGGACACAGUACAGGAGAUGACCAGAGACUGCGGACAUGGUACAGGAGAUGACCAGAGACUGCGGACACGGUACAGGGAUGACCAGAGACUGCGGACACAGUACAGGAAUGACCAGAGACUGCAGACAGUACAGGGAUGACCAGAGACUGCAGACACAGUACAGGAGAUGACCAGAGACUGCGGACACAGUACAGGAGAUGACCAGAGACUGCAGACACAGUACAGGAGAUGACCAGAGACUGCGGACAG